Triticum dicoccoides is the source of this 1130-nucleotide messenger RNA. RefSeq names its product probable mitochondrial import receptor subunit TOM20. Gene Ontology annotation, molecular function: protein binding. Lineage: Eukaryota; Viridiplantae; Streptophyta; Magnoliopsida; Poales; Poaceae. Gene Ontology annotation, biological process: protein insertion into mitochondrial outer membrane. The coding region runs from base 143 to 772 and encodes 209 amino acids. Gene Ontology annotation, cellular component: mitochondrial outer membrane translocase complex. The transcript is spliced from 6 exons. The record is from RefSeq and is a predicted model, not a curated record.
AGUUCCCCACCCCCGCCUCCGUCGGCACCUCCCCCAAAUCGAAGCGAGUCUCAGGCCUAAAACCCUAGGUAAGCCCCCGGCACAGCCCCGCCUCGCCGCCGCACCGGAUCUCGCCGCCGUCGCCGUCGCCGACGCCGACGCCAUGGACAUGGCAGCGAUGAACGACCCGGAGAGGCUCUUCUUCUUCGACCUCGCCUGCAAGACCGCCAAGUCCACCUACGACGAGAACCCACUCGACGCCGACAACCUGACGCGAUGGGGCGGCGCGCUGCUGGAGCUGUCGCAGAUGCAUAACGGCCCCGAGAGCCUCAAGUGCCUCGAAGAUGCGGAGUCUAAGCUGGAUGAAGCACUGAGAAUUGAUCCCAACAAGGCUGAUGCACUCUGGUGCUUGGGGAAUGCCUUGACCUCUCGUGGAUUCUUCACUUCGGAAACCGUCCAGGCUAAUGAAUGCUUUGAAAAAGCAACUGGUUGUUUCCAGAGGGCUGUUGAUGUGGAACCAGCAAAUGAGUUGUACAGGAAGUCAUUGGAUUUGUCAUCAAAGGCACCUGAACUGCAUAUGGAGAUCCAUAGGCAAAUCGCAUCUCAAGCCUCACAAGGAGCACCCUCGUCCUCAAAUGCAAGGCAAUCAAGGAAAAAGAAGAAGGACAAUGACUUCUGGUAUGAUCUGGCUGGAUGGGGGAUUCUUCUCGUUGGCAUCGGUGUUUGGAUAGGAGUGGCCAACAGUCAAGCCAAGGAGGCACAGCCACCUCACAUGUCACAGCCUAACAUGUGAUUCAAGACGAGACUUGGAAAAAAGGAAACCUGCAAAUGGCAUGCCUAUGUUAGGACUUAGCAAAAGUUAUGGAGAGGAAAUGGUGUUUCCAUGUUGCGGUUUUUUGUGGAAUUUUUCGACAUGCGGCGGUCUUGACGAGGUUUGUCUUGUCAAAGGACUUGGGCGCUGGCUUCUUACGUGCUUCUCUUAUUAUUAGCAGGAACCAUUACUGUGUUUUUGUAUGCUCUUUUCACAUGUCUACAUAAUAUUGGGUACUUUGGAUGUGCCUUUGUGCGGCAUAUACUGCUUUCCGUGAGCAUUCUUUUUGUUUGCCAAUAAUUGUAAACGACGUUUGGCGUGCUCAUCUCACACUCUUGAA